CACGGGUGCUCUCUCUAUAGCACGCCACCAGACCUCAACCACGAAUAUUCAUCCAUCAGCCUUCUCAUUCUACAUCCAUUGGUUCUCCGGAUACAUCGAUUUCCAGCCAGAAUGUUUGCACGAUAUACGUUCCGAUCCGCCCAGCCUCUGGCACAGGGCCUACGAAAAUAUUCCUCGGAAGCUCCGGCUAAAUCAUCGCGAGCUCCUCUAAUUGGGGGCCUUGUUCUUGCGGCCGGCGGAGGAUACUACUACUGGCAAACUACUUCUGCAAAGUCAGUCCCUGAACCGAAGGAGCGCAGCGCAGUCUUCAAGGGAGGGGACCAGGGAUGGGUUGGCUUGAAGCUCGCCCACAUCGACAAUGUUAGCCAUAACGUCAAGAAAUUCCGCUUCGAAUUUGAGGACCCCGAGAGUGUUUCUGGUCUCCAUGUCGCUUCCGCCAUUUUGACCAAGUAUAAGGGUCCAACCGACGAGAAGCCGACAAUUCGUCCUUACACUCCUGUUAGUGAAGAAAGCCAACCCGGCUACCUUGAACUGCUGGUCAAGCGAUAUCCAAAUGGCCCGAUGUCCAACCACCUUCACAACAUGGCAGUUGGCCAACGACUUGAUUUCAAGGGCCCUGUUCCCAAAUACCCCUGGGAAACUAGCAAGCAUGAUCACAUCUGCCUGAUUGCCGGGGGAACUGGCAUCACGCCCAUGUAUCAAUUAGUCCGCAAAAUUUUCAGCAACGCAGAUGACAAGACCAAAGUGACCCUGGUCUUCGGAAACGUCACUGAGGAAGACAUCCUUCUGAGAAAGGAGAUUGAGCAUCUCGAAAACACCCACCCCCGUCGUUUCCGCGCAUUCUAUACCCUCGACAAGCCGCCUCAGGACUGGCCCCAGGGAACCGGCUUCAUCACCAAGGAACUACUCAAGACCGUGCUUCCCGAACCAAAGACGGAGAAUAUCAAGAUUUUCGUAUGUGGGCCACCGGGCAUGUACAAGGCUAUCAGCGGGCCUAAGGUCAGUCCAAAGGACCAGGGUGAACUGUCUGGUAUCCUGAAAGAGCUUGGAUAUAGCAAAGAGCAAGUCUACAAGUUUUAGACUCUGUUAAUUAGACACGAGCUGGCAAGGGUAGACUUUUCGUGUGUUUUAUCAUUAGAUUUAGAGGGAAUUAUAGGCCAUUUUUUUCCUUCUUGUCUUGUAUCUAUAUUGUUUUGACUUUCUAGAUGACGUGAUAGUGCAAUUUUCAAUGUCAUUGUAUCUGAGCAUAUUCAAUUGCUGCCUUUCUAUCACAUUCUCUUUGACUGACAUACCUAAACUGGCUAGCAGAACUAUGAAUUUCACAUUUGAUUCUAUUUGAUUUAAUUGCUAGAUUUCUUAGCAUUAGUAGACUGGCCGUGUGACCGUGUGAGUCCGUGUCUGAGACCAGAAUCAAACUUUACAGUGAUUACAUUGCUUAAAAGCAUUACUUCUGAUCACAGUUUAUAUUUAUUAUAUUAAUUUCAA
Molecule: messenger RNA, 1485 nt
Organism: Blastomyces dermatitidis ER-3
Lineage: Eukaryota; Fungi; Ascomycota; Eurotiomycetes; Onygenales; Ajellomycetaceae
Product: NADH-cytochrome b5 reductase 2
Exons: 4
Coding region: 112-1080 (322 amino acids)
Biological process (GO): ergosterol biosynthetic process
Molecular function (GO): cytochrome-b5 reductase activity, acting on NAD(P)H
Source: RefSeq, a predicted model, not a curated record